Messenger RNA from Colius striatus (speckled mousebird), 3369 nucleotides. It is a transcript of the gene SEC14L5, whose product is annotated as SEC14 like lipid binding 5. Gene Ontology annotation, cellular component: cytoplasm. Bases 208 to 2346 code for a protein of 712 amino acids. Lineage: Eukaryota; Metazoa; Chordata; Aves; Coliiformes; Coliidae. The transcript is spliced from 17 exons. The record is from RefSeq and is a predicted model, not a curated record.
GCAGCCGGUGGCGGCCGCGCCUGUGAGGUGACUCUGUGUGUGCGUGGCCGUGUGAGGGAUGGGCCCGGCCGGGCUCCGACGUGCCCGCGGGGUUAUAGUUGGAGUCCCUCUUGCUUUGAGAAGCAGAAUGACCGUCUCACAGCUCUGUAUUGAGGAGAGGGCAUAGAAGGUCUGCCACUUCACUUUCCCCCAAGGUGUGUAGGAAAAAUGGUGCAGAAAUACCAGUCCCCAGUUCGAGUCUACAAAUAUCCUUUUGAGCUCGUCAUGGCAGCAUAUGAGAAGCGCUUUCCUACAUGUCCAGAGAUCCCAGUCUUCCUGGGGAGUGAGAUCCUGCAUGAAUCCAGGAGUGAUGAUGGAGCCAUCCACAUUAUUGAACGGAGCUGCAAACUCAACGUGGAUGCUCCAAGGCUGCUGAAGAAGAUUGCAGGGGUAGAGUAUGUCUUCUUCAUCCAGAAGAACACAGUGAACUGGAAGGAACGAACUCUCCUCAUUGAAGCCCACAACGAGACGUUUGCCAACCGGGUUGUUGUCCUCGAGACGUGCAGCUACUCAGUUCAUCCUGAGAAUGAAGAGUGGACUUGCUUUGAACAGUCUGCAUCUCUUGACAUCAAGUCAUUCUUUGGCUUUGAGAGCACAGUGGAAAAAAUUGCCAUGAAGCAGUACACUUCAAACAUCAAACGGGGCAAGGAAGUGAUUGAACACUAUCUGAAGGAGCUGAUCUCCCAAGGAAUCACAUUCAUCCCCCGCUGGACACCUCCCCAGACAUGUGGACAGGAGGAGGAACAAGCUCCAGCUGUUGGAAAGGAUGCUGGUGACUUACCCACACUGCUGGAGUCUGAGACUCCUGGAUCUACCAAAGAGCCAAGUGGCAGCUCCUGCCCUCCAGCAGAAGCUGUGAGCCCUGAUGCUGACAAACUGGAUGCUGACUACAUCGAGCGCUAUCUGGGCCAGUUGACUCCAAUGCAGGAGAGUUGCCUGAUCCGCCUUCGCCGGUGGCUUCAAGAAACACACAAGGGCAAGAUCCCCAGGGAUGAACACAUCCUUCGAUUCCUGCGGGCUCGUGACUUCAACAUCGACAAAGCUCGAGAGAUGCUCUGUCAGUCCCUGUCCUGGAGAAAGCAGUACCAGGUGGAUUACAUCCUGCAGUCCUGGAGGCCCCCUGCCCUCUUGGAUGAAUACUACACUGGAGGAUGGCAUUAUCAGGACAAAGAUGGACGACCCCUCUACAUCCUUCGCCUGGGCCAGAUGGACACGAAAGGUUUGGUGAAGGCUCUGGGAGAGGAAUCGCUGCUGCGCCACGUUCUGUCAAUCAAUGAGGAAGGACAAAAGAGAUGUGAGGAGAACACCAACGCCUUUGGCCGCCCCAUCACGUCCUGGACGUGUCUGGUGGACCUGGAAGGGUUAAAUAUGAGGCAUCUGUGGCGGCCUGGGGUUAAGGCCCUGCUUCGGAUCAUCGAGGUGGUGGAGGACAACUACCCUGAAACCCUGGGGAGGCUGCUGAUAGUGAGAGCACCCAGGGUGUUUCCUGUGCUCUGGACUCUGGUCAGUCCCUUUAUCAAUGAGAACACCAGGCAGAAGUUCCUCAUUUACAGUGGGAGUAACUACCAGGGUCCAGGGGGGCUGGUAGACUACGUGGACAAAGAUGUGAUCCCAGACUUCCUGGGAGGAGACUGCAUGUGCACUGUCCCAGAAGGUGGGCUGGUUCCCAAGUCACUUUAUCAAACAGAGGAAGAGCCAGAGAGCUCGGAUCACAUCCGCCUGUGGACAGAAACCAUCUACCAUUCUGCAAGUGUCCUCAGAGGAGCUCCACACGAGAUAGUUGUGGAGAUCCUGGAAGGGGAAUCUGUCAUCACCUGGGACUUUGACAUCCUGAAGGGAGACGUGGUGUUCAGCCUCUUCCACUCCAAACGAGCUCCUGAGCCAAGUCACAAGGAAGCCACUUUAGCAACCUCCACUGGUGCUGGGGACAAUGCCCAGCUCAUUGACAGGACCUGGGUGCUGGGGGUGGAUUACAGCAGGAUGGAGUCUCCACUCGUGUGCCGGGAAGGAGAGAGCAUCCAGGGUUCCCAUGUGACUCGGUGGCCUGGCUUUUACAUCCUGCAGUGGAAGAUGCACGGCCCCUUGCCCUGUUCUGGCACCAGCCUCCCUCGGGUGGAUGAUGUUCUUGCCUCUCUGCAGGUUUCCACUCACAAGUGCAAGCUUAUCUACUACUAUGAGGUGCUUGCCUCCAAGGACUUCAGGGGAUCCAUGUCCAGCCUGGAAUCCUGCAACAGCGGCUUUUCCCAGCUGAGUGGAGCCACAACAUCCUCCAGCCAGUCCCAGGGCAGCUCCCAUCUUUCUAGAUAGCAAAGCCACAGCUACAGCAGCAAGGAAAAAAAUCAACCUGGGGCUUCCUGCCCCCUCCCUGAGCUGCUCUGGCCACCAAACCAAAGAGCCCCUCGGGGCUGAACCUUGAGGCAGCCGCUCGUGUGAGCAGAAGGAGCAGCCACUGGGACACAGAGGGGCUCUGGGAGCUGCCUCCACCAUCACACCUUGGCAUUCAAAGGGCAGGUGCUGACCUUCUCCAUGGGAUGCCUCCUUCUCAGUACUCUUUUACACAAAUGGUGGUUUUUUGGGGGGUGAAUGUCAGUUUGCAUGAGUCUGUGCAUUGCUCAACUUCCAAGGGCUCUUUCCAGUCAGUCCUUUUCCUUACUGGGGUAGAGGAGACUGGUGUUGCCUUAUUUGGGUCUGUAGGGUGAGAUGAUUGACAUGGAGCCAAACAGAUGCAGUUUCUGAGUGCCCAGAGCCUCAGUCACACAUCAGACAGUGAAAUGGGCAUUUCAGAGGCAGGGACUUGAGGCCAACUGUAAAUAGCUUUAUCCUGGUAGAGUGUUUGAGAAAUCAGGUCCAGGUCAAACCCAAAACCUCUGUGGAUGUGACAGGAUGCUCUUAGGAAAUGUGGUGGAGUUGUUCUUUAAGCCACUGAGACACAAGUCAAAAUGGAUUGUCUAGAAAGUACAGGCAGAGACUCUUCCUGCAGGCAGCAGCAUCUUUCUUCAAGACAGACUUAGUGUUCCUUAUUUCCUCAGGUUUCCAAGCAAUAACGAGUAGAUCUGACCCAGCUCAUCGUGCUGGGGCCAGAAUCAAACUGCAAAGGGCUAAGAAAAGCAAUAUUUUCUUUCCUGAAGGCACAAAACUUCUGUGGCAGUGUUGUUAGGACUUUGCUGCUUUGAAACACGAGCUAACUUGAAGAGAACUUUUGAAACACAAAGGCAUGUGUGUAUUUAAGCACUUACUGACAUGUAUUUAUUGCAAGACUGGCUUGUUUUACCUUCGUUUUUAACUUAUUUAUAAUGUCAGAAAUGGCAGUUUAUUAAACCCUGAAGCCUU